CAUAAACAGAGCAGAAACAAAAUCUCCCCAUCUUCCAUGAACGACUCCCGAAGCAAAACCUCUCUGUUUCCUUCACCAACGUGACAUCACACACCGCACACCCGAAUUCCCCUCUCAAAUGUCCUCCAUUCCCCUCCGCCGCAUCGCGGCUGCUGGCGUCGCCACCGCCGGCGCUGUCUACUUCGCUUCGCCGUCUGUCUCCAGCGAUAGGGGCAACGGAAUCACCGUUGCGGAGACUUUCCGACAAAAAAUUGGAGAUUCCGGUGCCGUCGUUCCGCCGCGAAGUGUCCAGGAGUCGGCUCUGGUAGGCGCCGGUUCCGCGAACCCACUCGAUGUCCUCGUCGUCGGCGGUGGAGCCACCGGCUGCGGCGUGGCUCUCGACGCCGCAACUCGCGGUCUUCGUGUUGGGUUGGUGGAGAGGGAGGAUUUUUCGUCUGGGACGUCUUCUCGGUCCACGAAGCUCAUCCAUGGAGGUGUUCGGUAUCUGGAGAAAGCAGUAUUCAAUCUGGACUAUGGACAGCUGAAACUAGUGUUCCAUGCCCUCGAGGAGCGUAAACAGGUCAUCGAGAAUGCUCCACACCUCUGCCGUGCCUUGCCGUGCAUGACACCUUGUUUCGGCUGGUUCGAGGUGAUAUACUAUUGGGCGGGUUUGAAACUGUACGAUCUUGUCGCGGGACCGUGCUUGUUGCAUCUUUCCAGAUAUUUCUCCGCACGAGAAUCUCUGGAGCUUUUCCCGACACUCGCGAAGAAGGGUGACGAUAAGACCUUAAAGGGAACCGUUGUGUACUACGAUGGGCAGAUGAACGAUUCUCGGGUUAAUGUUGGAUUGGCUUGUACUGCUGCAUUGGCAGGUGCAGCCGUGCUUAACCAUGCCGAAGUUGUUUCGUUUAUAAAGGACGAUGUUUCGGGGAGGAUAAUUGGUGCGAAAGUUCAAGACAAGCUAUCAGGGAAGGAAUUCGAUACAUAUGCAAGAGUCAUAGUGAAUGCAGCGGGACCGUUCUGCGAUUCUGUAAGGAAAAUGGCCGAUGAAGAAGCGAAACCGAUGAUUUGUCCCAGUAGCGGAGUUCAUAUCGUUCUCCCGGAUUACUAUUCUCCUCAAGGAAUGGGUUUGAUUGUUCCGAAAACGAAGGACGGACGUGUUGUUUUCAUGUUGCCAUGGUUGGGAAGAACAGUUGCAGGCACUACAGAUUCCGAGACCGCCAUUACUCCGCUUCCUGAACCACGCGAAGAUGAGAUCGAGUUUAUACUGGACGCGAUAUCUGAUUACCUCAGCAUCAAGGUAAGACGGGGAGACGUUCUUUCAGCCUGGAGCGGUAUUCGGCCAUUGGCCAUGGACCCAUCGGCUAAGAACACAGAGAGCAUCUCAAGAGAUCACGUCUUGUGCGAGGAAUACCCUGGUUUGGUUACAAUCACCGGUGGAAAAUGGACUACUUAUCGAAGCAUGGCGGAAGACGCUGUUAAUGCUGCCAUCGAAUCGGGAAAGCUGAAUCCGAAGAACGGAUGCAUAACGAACCGGGUAAAGCUCGUGGGAGCUGAAGGAUGGGAUCAGUCGUCUUUCGCAGUUCUUGCUCAGCAGUUCACGCGGAUGAAGAGGACGUACGGAGAUAAGGUUGUUCCGGGGGCAAUGGACACGGCUGUGGCCAAGCAUUUGUCCCAUGCCUAUGGCACCCGAGCAGAACAAGUCGCUACCAUUGCACAGGAGGAGCGUUUGGGGAAGAGGCUUGCGCACGGGUACCCGUUCCUCGAGGCAGAGGUAGCAUACUGCGCGAGGCACGAGUACUGCGAAAAGGCGGUUGAUUUCAUCGCAAGGAGAUCUCGGAUAGCGUUUCUUGACAGAGAAGCAGCGGAGAAAGCGCUUCCUCGGGUAAUCGAGAUUUUGGGAGCGGAACACAAGUGGGGCGAGGCCAGGAAGAAGGAAGAGCUUCAAAAGGGACGAGAGUUCUUGGCAACGUUCAAGCCAUCAACCUCAUGAACAAAAACACACACAUACACACGCGCACACUGUGUUGCUGGUGAGUUGCACAAUCAAGAAUAAUACGCAUUUAUAAUCAUACUCUCUUAAAAAAAAAAAGAUCGACACCAUGUUGUACUUUGUUUUUUUUUUCUUUCCAAUUUUGGGAUUGGAAUGUUGGUGUUUUUCUUUGUACUUUUGUUACGACAAAAGUGAAGUGUAUUGAACUAAAAUGUUGUCUUUAGAAUUUGCUACGGUAAGCAAA
Tarenaya hassleriana is the source of this 2216-nucleotide messenger RNA. Its product is annotated as glycerol-3-phosphate dehydrogenase SDP6, mitochondrial-like. Gene Ontology annotation, molecular function: glycerol-3-phosphate dehydrogenase (quinone) activity. The coding region runs from base 119 to 1972 and encodes 617 amino acids. The record is from RefSeq and is a predicted model, not a curated record. Gene Ontology annotation, cellular component: mitochondrion; glycerol-3-phosphate dehydrogenase (FAD) complex. Gene Ontology annotation, biological process: glycerol-3-phosphate metabolic process. The transcript has 6 exons. Lineage: Eukaryota; Viridiplantae; Streptophyta; Magnoliopsida; Brassicales; Cleomaceae.